GAAGGAUGCGCAAAGGCAGCCGAAGAAUGCGCAAUGAAGACUUGAUGUUCAGGAUCACCAGGUUGGCUCUGGACGUGCUCUGGAUCACUUCCUGGCUCGUCGACUCUGGGCUUGUCCAGCUGCGGCGACCACGCUUUGCUCGUGUUGUUACAUCGCUUGGUCAUGCAGAUAAAUGUGCAAGAGGAGUGUCUUGCUGAUUACUAUGCUACUGUAUCAAUUCCUGAGAUCUCUAUGCUCAAUAUGGCUGUGUAGCAUGACCUGAUCCGGAGGGCGAUAUUCUAGGGUUGUGUUAGCCCAGCGCCUCUUGCAAAUGGCACGACCGGCGUGCGGUACUGGUUUGCAGGUCCCCACUUCAACCUGUUUGAUGCUACUGCUCGCAGCUGUGGCGUGGAGCUGCUGGUCUACUAUGCAGCUUGCGGGCGCGACCCCAGCAGCGGCGGUGGAGCAAUGUAGUGAGUCAGGAUGCACACUUGAUAACGCGUACGAUGUGUGGAAUGACAGGUCCCCUUGUAAGGCAGCUUCCGUGGUUUAUCCAAGAAACGAAGCAGAAGUAUUGAAUGCGGUUGCAGAUGCUGUGAGAACCAACCGAAAGAUAAAAGUGUCCACCAGAUAUGGCCACAGCAUUCCGAAACUAGCGUGCCCUGGAACGUCAUCUGGAGUCAUAAUCAGCUCCAAAAUGUACAAUUCCAUUGUGAGUAUCGAUACAGAGAAUGCCACUGUGACGGCACAGGGUGGAAUCACAAUGCGACAACUGAUCGACCAAAUUGCAAGCAAAAGCCUCGCACUCACCGUUGCACCAUCGUUUGAUGGCGUAACUCUAGCUGGGCUACUAGCUAACGGCGUCCACGGGAGCUCGUUAUUCGGCAAAGGUGGCGCCAUCCACGAGUACGUGAUUGGCAUGACAAUCGUCACGCCCGCUAGCGCAGCUGAAGGAUAUUCGAAGCUUCGAAUUCUGGGGAGUGAUGACCCAGACUUGAAUGCCGCCAAAGUAAAUCUUGGUGUCCUCGGCUUUGUCUCCACUGUAACCUUGCAACUUGAGCCUAUGUUCAAGAGACAGGCCACGAUGCGCGUCCUACACGAAAAUGACACUGGAGAAUUGGUGGACGAAGUGAACCGCAUCUCUAAAUCUGAGGAGUAUGGGGAGAUCAUGUGGUAUCCAUCGCUGCGUGAAGUGGUUUACAAAUACGAUCACCGCGUCCCAGUUACCACUCCCGGAGAGGGGAAGAACAACUACUAUGGACUGCAAUCCCAAUUGGCAACUACCGUUAUGGUAGCAAGGCUAACUGAGGAAGCAGCCGAGGCUGUUGGCGGGAGCAAAGGCCGUUUAAUGAAAUGCGAACUCGCUCUCUCAACCGUAACAGCACAGCAGACAGUGGCAUAUGGAUAUCAAAAAAACAAGAAUAUUGACAUUCCAAAUAUUGACAUAAUCAGCGUGAACAUUACCGCUGUAAACGUUACAAAAACCUUCCUCAACGCUUUCCCAGUGGUCGGCUAUCAAAACGACAUGGCGACUGCAGGCGGAUGCCAACGUGACCUGAAACCAGGCUUCUACUGUGCAUGGGAUCAAAGAGUCAAAGGGAUCGUAUUUUUCGACGCAGGGAUCGCUCUCCCACUGCGCAACUUAGGACCAUUCCUCGAAGACGUUCGGAAACUGCGCGACGCUGCUCCGGCGCACAGUCUCUGUGACAUGGAUAUCUAUACUGGUUUUCUCUUCCGCUUCGUCAAGAAAACCGACACCUAUCUAGGCACGGCGCAAGAGGAUACUGUCGCGGUGGACUUCGCCUGGAGCCGGGGCAACGACGGCAUGACGCCACGGCUGGAUAUGGACGUCUUUCAGGAGCUGGAGCAGAUCGCAAUCGACAAGUACGGCGCCAGGCCGCACUGGGGGAAGAACCGCAACUGCGCGUUCGAAGGCGUGUGGAAAAAGUACCCGAAGUUGCUCCAGUUUCUGGACACAAAGAACAGGUUCGAUCCGUCAGGGUUCUUUUCUAGUGAGUGGUCAGACGCGGUGUUGGGGCUGAAUGGCCAGGGUGCGCCUGGAGUGUCGACCGAUGCGCCGUUCUGCGCAAUCGAAGGGAACUGCAAUUGCGUGAUUGAUGAGCAUUGCGCGCCGCAGAUGAACUCGUUCUGUAGACCUGGACGAGUCUUCACGGAGGCCCGAGUGUGUCGCUCUCGUUGAUACUAAACAUUAUGCGGCGUCGUCACCUUGGACCUUUCAGGCGAACGGAUCGAUUAAGCUUUUUUCUCAAUAUUCUUCGUUGAAAUGGGUUCUUCAGUUCUCUAGACAUAAUCACAAUCUGACACCCUGCAGUUCCGCAAACCUAGGAUGAGCUUCUGCUCGUCGCAUGUCGGACAGUUCCACAUGCUUCCAUGCUUCUCAUGUGUGGCCUCUCCAACGCCAUCACUACGAAUGAGCGUGUGCACAUUUAUAUACCGAUAGCAGGCUGGAACGUCCGAGACUUUGAGCUGCUUAACUUCGACUUUCCAUCGAACCCCCUGCUACUUACCAAGGAAAAGAUUCCGCACUAAUACCACAGUGACUCACAUGAUUCUCUUCAAUUUGGUGUCAAUUAUGUAAGUAGAUUUGAUAUGAGUCUUAUGAACAGUGAUCGGCUGAGCUCCCCUCAACCAAAAUCUAACAAUUUUAGUGUAAUCUUUUUAAAAAACAUAGAAAAACGUUACAAAUUUACACAAGCGUGGUGCGUGUAAAUGUAUCUCUCCGCGACAUCUUCGUUCUCCAAA
Molecule: messenger RNA, 2742 nt
Organism: Physcomitrium patens
Lineage: Eukaryota; Viridiplantae; Streptophyta; Bryopsida; Funariales; Funariaceae
Product: L-gulonolactone oxidase 3
Cellular component (GO): membrane
Molecular function (GO): FAD binding; D-arabinono-1,4-lactone oxidase activity
Source: RefSeq, a predicted model, not a curated record